Molecule: messenger RNA, 2546 nt
Organism: Columba livia (rock pigeon)
Lineage: Eukaryota; Metazoa; Chordata; Aves; Columbiformes; Columbidae
Exons: 4
Coding region: 1098-1733 (211 amino acids)
Source: RefSeq, a predicted model, not a curated record
UUUCACAAUAUUGAGAAAAAAGAAAAAAAUAUAUAAAUCACAAUAUUUAGGAGAAAACAGUAGGUUUUAUUACUGCCAAAACCAAUGAGUUAGAAUAAUAACCCUGCACAGAUCUCUUGAUCGCAUAACCCAAUGUCCCCACAUUUCUUCAAACUGCAAGUUCAACCUUUUUGUGAGAUUGAAUUCAGAUUUAUGUUAGGAAUUUGUACACUGAUUUUGUAACCCACUCAAAUCUCUUGGCCGAUGUCUUGCCCUUCACCGACAGGCCGGCAGAACCGCACAACUCUUGGGAUCACUAACAGCCUGGGAAGCAUUUCUGCAAGAGUCACGGGGAACUAGUGGAGGAUCCUCCUCACUCUGAGUGAUGUUUUAUCAAUAUUUACCUGCACAUGUUAGAAACACCUGAGGACAAAGUGAUGGAUUUUGCUAGAGAGGCUAAGUGCAGCUCCUCUCUUGUGUGCAUAAGGGAUUUGAAGCUGUUCUGCAAUAAGACGUAAAAGCUGUUGGGGUUUGAUGUUGUUUGGUGGGCUUAUGUGUGGCUCCUUUUUUUCCUUCCUAUUUUCAGUCAUCACAGAUAUUUGCAGUUAUUUAUUAACUCUGUAGAAGAUAUUUGGGGAAAAAUAAAGCCAGGAAGGGCUAGAGUAUCUCAGGGCAGGUUACUGCUUAGCCAGUGCUCAGGAGCUAUUAAAGGACAGUGAUGGAAUAUUUUUUUCCUCCCUCUUUGCCAGUGGAAAAUACCAUUAAACUAAAAGUGGAAAAUUCCCACAAGAGAGAAAAGGAAGUUGUUUGAAAAAGGCUGAUGGAGACAGCCUUUGUACAUAGAUAGAAGCUAAACCAACUAAUCGCCAUCAAGUGCACAUGGUUUUCAGCCAUUUCUGUAGAAAGCUUCAUCUCUGCUCUUAAAUUAGACAAUCAUUUUAUUGUGGAACGUCAUGUCAGUUUGUCUUCUUUGAGCUUUUUAAAGAGUCUUAUAUUGUUUUCCUUCUUUCUCAUUUCUGUCUUGUAGUCAUAAUUGACUUGUUAACAAGUUCCAAAGUGUCAGAUUUAUUACAGUCUUUCCCAUUUUCCCUAACUUCUUCAUUUUUUUAUCUUUCAAAAUGGGUGCAGUGCAAGGACUUGCUGAGCUGGUAGAGCUUCUUACAGUAAAACUGCUCACAAUAAAUGUGUUGGCUGGGGCUGGUAACAUUCAAAAUACACGGGUUCUAGUGGUUUGGGAUAGGCUUGCACCUAACAUCAGCAGCACUCCAUUACCUCUGCUGCUGGAUGGCAAUUUUGGGAGACAAUUUGGGAGAUUCCCAGCUCUUCAUUUCAACAGCCAAGAGGAUAUUAUUUAUUUUCCAAUUAACAGAAAUCUUUUUCUAUAUUUACUUCUAGAAGAUGUCCAGCACAUCCCAGCUACUCUCUGCUUUAAACAUCCUUGUGCAGUGGAUGUCACCGUUGUUUCGCCCCGGAUUCUGCCGCUUCCUUUGCCAGUGCAGAGACACAAAGGCAAACUAUUCCCACAACAUUCAGUCAUUUACCGUGGCAAUAGGAUGCAGUUACACAAGAGUUACAGGAGAAAUGGGCCAAGGAUAACAAGAAUGGAGUAUUUAUCCAUGAGUUCAAAGGGCACCACUCAGGACUUGCAAGAAGAGACCCAAGCGCUAAUGACUGACGUCAGGGAGCGCUUCCCAUCUUUAUUAAAUGGACUGAACAAUACCUUGGUAAAUUGGGUAAGACUGGAAGCAACAUGAUAACCCUGAAUUUGCAAUUUUAAAAGCUUUAAAAGUCCUAUCGAAAGGUGUGCCGCUGCAAGAUAAAGCACACAGGUUUGGAAAAGGAGACUUUAAUCCAUUAGAUAUAUGCCAUAUAAAUAGCUUUACUCUGCUAGACAGGAAGCUUUCAGUGGAAUAGAAGUGCUGUUUCCAUUUUCCUUGAUUUUUCCAGUUAUCUUGUUUUACAGCUCUCUACAAUAUAGUCCUUAGCCAGCACAGACCAACAUUUAGGCAAUUAUUUUCCUUUAUUCUUAAAAGAAAUACAAUAUCUGAUGGCGGCAAAUGUGCAAAGCACUGAAAUUGCCGAGCAUGACUCCAGAAUCUUAUUACACUGUCCCAUUCUCUCAUUUCUUCUAUAAUUAUGGACAAUUAGGGCUGAGAGCACCAAGGUCAGCUUAGCUCCUUUAAGUGUGUUUGCCAUAAAAGUGCUCUAUUUUAAUCUUGCUGGUGUGGUGUGUUUAAAAAAAAUGUGUUUAAAAAUGGCAUGCAGGGAAAAAAACAAGUUAGAAUUUGAUUCAGUAAAGGAAACUUAGAAUAUUCUUCUUUCAAAUGGCCCAAAUCCCAGAGCAGCCCCUCUGUGGGUAUAAAGUCUCCCAGGUGAGAGGGAGGCUUACAGCAGAUUGAGUGUAUAAAUAAAGACAAUUUUUAUUUGAUAAUGAGCCAAAUGUGUUCUUGCCUUGUCCGUUCUGCUUGGAAUGUACAUUUUUUGUUGGCAGACCAGUUUGUGUGAUGUCCUGGCUGGUCUCUACAUGUUCAUUGCAAAGGACCAGUUGUUAGCAACCAUUAAAAAAU